Protopolystoma xenopodis is the source of this 324-nucleotide messenger RNA. Lineage: Eukaryota; Metazoa; Platyhelminthes; Monogenea; Polystomatidea; Polystomatidae. The record is from the annotation of a GenBank genome assembly.
AUGCAGGCCUCUGAAAAGAAGUCGAUUUCAUAUCUGCCCAACACAGAUCACACGAUCAGCCUUCAGAUCAAGACUGUUAACUCGCAGGUUUCAUGCACAAUCGGCAGGAAUCGGACCGACUGUCCACAUGUUAAGAGAGUGCCUGGCGUGCCCAUAAGACUUGAUAGCCUGCGGUUAUGCAGACAUAAAGACACUGUGCCUAGAACUCCAGAUGCCGGCUUUGUGAGAAAAGAAAUUCCUGUGAACCGAAGCAAUAAAAGCACAGUUUUGAGUUGCAAAAGAGGAAGAAACGCCAUAAUUUCUGCUGUAGCGACAGAGCUGUAG